Xylona heveae TC161 is the source of this 2229-nucleotide messenger RNA. RefSeq lists its product as hypothetical. The coding region runs from base 84 to 1805 and encodes 573 amino acids. The transcript has 3 exons. The record is from RefSeq and is a predicted model, not a curated record. Gene Ontology annotation, molecular function: RNA binding. Lineage: Eukaryota; Fungi; Ascomycota; Xylonomycetes; Xylonales; Xylonaceae.
AUUCCCAGGAGGCGAUAAUUUCUUCACCACAAACAAGUAUCGAAUCGGACUUUUCCCCCUCGCUUUUCAGGCUUGCUGGGAAGAUGGCAAAAUCAAAAGAGAGAAAAACUUCUCGAGCCUCGGGCGACUCCAAGCCUUCAGCCCCCCCGGCUUUCCUGAGCAAUGAAAAAGCCAUUGAUCCAUCUUUGGCAUCAUUGUUCGCCUCAAGUGCCGGUGCUGUGAGGCCUCCGCCUCUCUCUCGUUAUCAAGAAGCCGAAGCAGCUGUCGAACAGGACGACGAAGAUCUCCCGGAUGCCGACGAGGAGCUCUCUGAGUUGCCGAGCGAAGACGAUGGUUCCGAAAUUUCAUCUCAGACUGAUGACGAUGAUGAGGAAGAAAAAGAAGAAGACUCGAAUGUUAAACCUACCAAAGUAGAGAUCAAUGGACAGAAGAACCAAGAAGGACGGAAGCGAAAGCGCGCCGAUGCCGAAGAGGCUCUUGAAGACCUCUAUAUGCGUCGGCUUGCAGACAAGGAAGAAAAGACCGCAAAGAAAGAAAAGAAGCAGGCCGAAAAGGCGAGCAAGCGCCAGAGAAGAGACACGGAAGCGGGUGACGGCUCCGAAGAAAACGAGUCCGAGGAGGAGGAUGAGAAAAAAGAUGCAGAUGGGCUGUCGGAUGAAGAGGAUUCAGAUGGAUCGAGUGGUUCAGAAGCAGAGGAAGAUGGGGACGAUGAGAUUCCUCAGCAUGAAAGUUUGGUUUCUUCCAAAGACGAGGGAGAGCUUGAAAGGGCCAGUCGGACAGUCUUUUUGGGAAACGUUGCUGUUUCAGCCGUUGAGUCCAAGUCGGACAAGAAGACACUUCUCAAUCAUCUUGCAUCUUUCAUUUCGUCUCUGCCCGCGUCAGAUCAACCGCACAAAGUUGAAGCAUUGCGCUUCCGCUCAGUAGCGUUCUCGGAAGUUGGCAUUCCUAAGAAGGCCGCAUUUGCUCGAAAAGACGUGAUGGAGGCAACCACCAAGAGCUGCAAUGCAUAUGCUGUUUAUUCGACGGCUGUUGCGGCGCGCGAGGCAACCAAACGCCUCAACGGCACCAUCGUGCUGGAUCGUCACUUGCGAGUCGAUAGCGUCUCACACCCAGCCAAGUCGGAUCAUAAACGAUGUGUCUUUGUGGGAAACCUUGGAUUCGUCGAUGACGAGAGCUUUAUAGAUGAUGCCGAGGUCGAGAACGGCAAGAAGAAGCCUCAGAAGAAGAAAAAGCAGCCUUCUGAUGUGGAGGAGGGACUGUGGCGGGAAUUUGGCAAGGCCGGUACUGUUGAAAGUGUGAGAGUAGUCCGAGACCCAAAGACUCGAGUUGGAAAGGGUUUCGCAUACGUACAGUUCAACGACGCCAAUGCCGUUGAAGCUGCGCUACUCUUCAACGACAAGAAAUUUCCUCCUCUGCUUCCUCGAAAGCUGCGCGUUGUCCGUGCCAAGGCAAUGAAGAAGAAGGCCACAGCGAAAAACUCUUCCGCAAAGGUCAACUCGAAAGCAAUUUACAAUCCUAAACUGACGCCAGAACAAAAGUCCCUUCAAGGUCGCGCUGGAAAAUUGCUGGGCCGUGCCGGUGCUGCCAAGAUGAAGAAUGGCGAUUCGGGCAAUGCGAAGCAGAGACCUGUUGUUCCUCGCCCACCGGAGUCUUUCGUCUUCGAAGGAUACCGGGCCAGCAACAAGUCGGGCAAGCAGGGACUCAAGCUAGGCGGUUCUGGCAAGAAAAAGGGCAAGCCGAGAACCAGAAGCAGCAGACGAGGCACGGCAUGGAAAGCCUCAGGCGGCCAGAAGCGCACCAAGUGAUUCUGGGACAUUGUCGCAGGCGGCACGAUUGCAAGGGCCAACAUUUCGCUUUUUCCUUCUCUAUGGCGGUAAUUUUAAGUAGUGAUAUGCUAAGCUAGGACGGAGUUACAAAGGGUGAACAGGAACUGGAAAAUAGAGUAUUUAAACAUUGCAUGGUUAAUAUCUAUUUUGAAGGACUUUACUUCCGAAAUACACAAUAUAUCUGCCCCUGUAAUGCCGCCAAAUCCCGUCCGCCACAAAAGCUCGGCGUCAGCCACCACGAGGCGUUGACUCCCGUUGGUACAAGGGGUAACUGCAAGCGACCGUUGGAGUGCUUUGCGUAGCCGCGGGCAGGGGAUUGGGUCUGUGGACGCGAAAUGCCUCGUGCCAGGAACGCGAGCGUUGCCCUCCCAACUGGAAUAUAUUGCCACAGCUGGUAUCCUGU